AUGCCAAUAGAGUGUACUCGUUGGUUGCUGUCAAAAAUAGUCCGAGCAGCAGCAAAUGCCAAUAGCGACCACUCGUUGGCCGCUAUCAGAAUUGUCCCGAGCGGUAGCAAAUGCCAAAAGCGACCACUCACUGGCCGCUGUCAGAAAUGGCCCAAACGUGAGCAAAAACGACAGCUGAGGGCGCAACAAAAGCUGAAACAGAAAGCGGAGAAAGAUGCAUUACGGGCUGCUGCUGCUGCUGCAACAACAGUGGUGGAAAAAACGAAACAAGACGAAAAAGUGGCCGAUCCAUCCGAUCCACAGGAGUAUUUCAAACUACGUGCUGCAAUGAUUGAGGAACGGCGCAGCAAGGGUAUUAAUCCGUUUCCGCAUAAAUUCCACGUUUCAAUUGCACUGGCCAAAUUCAUCGCCCAAUAUGAUUACCUCGAAAAAGACGUCAUUCUGGAAGAUGUGGUGCACAGUGUCGCCGGACGAAUUUUCUCAAAGCGUGAAGCGGGCGGAAAACUGAUUUUCUACGAUCUUCAUGGUGAAGGGACUCGCUUGCAAGUGCUUGCAAAUGCCCGGUGA
Gongylonema pulchrum is the source of this 567-nucleotide messenger RNA. Lineage: Eukaryota; Metazoa; Nematoda; Chromadorea; Rhabditida; Gongylonematidae. The record is from the annotation of a GenBank genome assembly.